Molecule: messenger RNA, 1035 nt
Organism: Talaromyces marneffei
Lineage: Eukaryota; Fungi; Ascomycota; Eurotiomycetes; Eurotiales; Trichocomaceae
Exons: 2
Coding region: 1-1035 (344 amino acids)
Source: RefSeq, a predicted model, not a curated record
AUGAAGGAGCGGACAGUGAACCCGACGACUCGCAAGAACAUUGCCCAAGUAUGCAUGAGCCUGCAAGACCGACUCGGCCUCGCCAAGGUCAAAUAUCAGCAAGGCCGACUGGGCGCUUCGGAUCUUCGAGACUUGCACAACCACCGCUUAGACCUUGACAAGCCCUCCCGUUCCUCCUCCGACAUGGCUUACAACCGCUACGAAACCCCUCUUAUAUCCUCUCCAGCAAGGAACGCAACAUUCUCUCAUGAACUCCCCAGAUCCGCAAGAAAUAAACAUGCAGCUACAUUCAAUCCAGAAGUGAUGCAGCCCAUGCUCAAUGCGAGUCGGAAGCGGGUACGAUCAAACUCGAUCACGGAUAGAUCUGCAAAAGCCCCCAGGUUAUCGUGGAAGGCUUCACAUCAACUCCCAGAAUCUUCUCCAGUUCAUACACGACAGUUACAGAUUUACUCCAACCACCCACCUGCUUUUGAUGCCCCUUCAUCUGCUUUCCUGGGCACCUCGGAUGAGGAAAACGAUCCGGAACUUCCAGGGCCUCGAGCUCACAAUGUCAGUUCUUCCAUGAUCAGCUCUUCGCCUCCACGGACGCCCACUCUACGAUCCGCUCGUCUGCCAAGGACCGACAACGAUAUCAAGAACGAGGAUGGCGCUGAUUUAUUGCUCUUCCUAGCGAACUCGCCGACACCGGCAAGAGUGAGCAAAACUCAGAUAAGAGACUUUCCUCCGUCAACCCCUCCAAGUCAAUAUGCGGCUUUGCCCGCAAUGACUCCGACUCCUGGGGGUGGACUGUUCGGGAACCUGGGCACUCCUAGCCAGCAAUUCAACUUCGCCGACUUUGUAAAUGUUACUCCCAGUCCUGCUCAGCGUCCAUGGGGAGGUCGGACUCCCGGAAGUCUAUCAAAGACUCCGCUUCUAAGGACUGCGAGAAAAUCUCUCAAUUUUGACAACCUGGUCCCUCCAGACAUGCAUAGUCCUGUUGGGCGUAACAAGGAUGCCGGCCUUGCCCUGCAACUUGGGGAAGAGUUAAGGCCAUGA